Molecule: messenger RNA, 1251 nt
Organism: Platichthys flesus (European flounder)
Lineage: Eukaryota; Metazoa; Chordata; Actinopteri; Pleuronectiformes; Pleuronectidae
Gene: acp5a
Product: acid phosphatase 5a, tartrate resistant
Exons: 6
Coding region: 90-1091 (333 amino acids)
Biological process (GO): bone resorption
Molecular function (GO): ferric iron binding; acid phosphatase activity; ferrous iron binding
Source: RefSeq, a predicted model, not a curated record
AAUCACAAGUCACCAUAAGGCAUAAAACUCCAGUGUGCGCGUAGUGGUGUCAUGAGGAGGAAGGUGACAGGAAAGCGUAGGCUUGUGUGAUGGCGAUUCCUCUGGUGUUCAUCCUAAUUGCUACCAUCUCUGUGGCCUACUGCUAUCCUACUGCCUUCCAAGACCUGGAGGGAAAUGGCAAAAACCGAACUUCAAUCAAGUUCCUGGCUUUAGGAGACUGGGGUGGCGUGCCCUAUCCCCCGUACAUCACCGCCGUGCAGAAGGCUACUGCUCGGGAGAUGAGCAAAAUAGCAGAGCACAUGGGAGCUGACUUCGUUCUGGCCCUUGGCGACAACUUCUACUAUAGAGGUGUGGACAGCGUGGAUUCUCCUCGGUUUAAGGACACGUUUGAGACAGUGUACACAGCCAAGUCUCUCAGAGUGCCCUGGUAUGUGCUCGCUGGGAAUCACGACCACGCAGGGAACGUCAAAGCCCAGAUUGACUACAGCCAGAAAUCAGACAGAUGGAAGUUUCCCUCAUAUUACUACGAGUUGAACUUCCGCAUCCCCAACACCGGGAAGACUCUGACCAUCAUCAUGCUGGACACAGUUAUGCUGUGUGGCAACUCUGACGACUUCCUUGACGAGAAGCCCAGAGGCCCCCUGCGAGCUGUGGACGCCAACCGUCAGGUGACCUGGCUGCAGGAGAGACUAGCCCAGUCCAAGGCGGACUUCCUGUUGGUUGCUGGCCACUACCCUGUGUGGUCGGUGUCGGAACACGGGCCCACAGAGUGUCUGCUGCAGAGGGUUCAUCCUCUGCUCAUUAAAUACAAGGCCACUGCCUACCUCUGUGGCCAUGACCACAAUCUGCAGUACAUUGAAGAGUCUGGUGUUGGCUACGUGGUGAGUGGUGCUGGAAACUUCCUGGAUCCUGACAUCCGGCACUGGAAGCACGUUCCCAAAGGUUCUGUGAAGUUCUUCACUGGCAAGGCUUCAACAUUGGGAGGCUUUGUCCAUGCAGAAGUCACCAAGAACAAGAUGGUUCUGACCUUUUACCAGGCAAAGGGCACCUCACUCUAUCGAACCGUCCUCUCUCAAAGGGCGUUUGACUAGAAGGGCGACUGGGAAACAGUCGACUCUCUCAGAAUCAUUCUGCAGUGUAGUUUGAGAUCAGACUAAUAGCUGUAAUCCUGUAUAUUAAAUGCUGGCAUUAAUAUUUCAAAAGUAUUGAUUAUAUUUUAAAAGAAUCAACUGGUUUUAACAUUUAUGUAAA